Messenger RNA from Asterias rubens (European starfish), 2939 nucleotides. Its product is annotated as negative elongation factor D-like. The transcript is spliced from 15 exons. Gene Ontology annotation, molecular function: RNA binding. NCBI's taxonomy places the organism in Eukaryota, Metazoa, Echinodermata, Asteroidea, Forcipulatida, Asteriidae. Gene Ontology annotation, biological process: negative regulation of transcription elongation by RNA polymerase II. Gene Ontology annotation, cellular component: NELF complex; nucleus. The coding region runs from base 156 to 1931 and encodes 591 amino acids. The record is from RefSeq and is a predicted model, not a curated record.
AGCCUAUCAGGAUUGGUCAAUGUAUUAAAGAUGGCGGCGCCCUUGUGUUAGUUUAUUUUGCUGUGGCAUGGCGGCUCUUGAGAUUUUAAAAUGUAAUGAAUAUUGUGGCUUCUAUCGUUUUUAAAACUUGUAGAACAUCAAUAUAGUUAGCUGAAAUGGAUCCGGAUGACUAUGGAGAUUGGGACUACGAUCACCCGGAUGUUGAUCAAGACGAUGCAGAGGAGGAAGAACCUGAGGAGGUGCCGGAUCCUUACAAGGAAGACGAGACCAAAGACGAUGAAGUUAUUCAGCGAGAAUGCCUCAAAGCGUUUGCCAGCACAGAUUACAUCAUGGAGUCCGGCGUAUUCAAGGACUUGAAGAGGUAUUUCCAAUCAGGAGGGACACCUGAGCAGGUUGUACUGCUGCUUUCUGAAAAUUACACCGCUGUUGCACAGACUGUCAACCUUUUCGCUGAAUGGCUGAUAUUCACAGGAGUAAAUCCCACUGAGGUUCAGCAGAGGGUAGAGGACCAUCUUAAGGCCAUCCUCAUCAAGCAUUUUGAUCCCAAGAAAGCCGACUCUAUCUUCAGCGAGGAAGGAGGGACACCGGCUUGGUUAGAGAUAAUGAUUCAGCAUCGAACAUGGAGGUCUUUAUUCUACAAGCUUGCCGAGGCUCAUCCUGACUGUCUUAUGCUUAACUUUACCAUCAAGUUAAUCUCCGAUGCGGGGUACCAGGGAGAGAUUGGUAACGUGUCCACUGCUUGCCAUGAGAUUGAAGUCUUCACCAAGGUGCUGCAGACGACGAUCAACAAACUGCUGGAAGGGGGUGAAGACGCAGUCAUCAAACACCUUCCUGAGUUCAGUAAGAUGGUUUGUCACGGUGAGCACACCUACCUGUAUGCACAGAUGCUGAUGCAUCUCCUAGCCAAAGACAAAGAUGGUGGAUCUAUCAUCCGAAGAUUGUAUCAAGAAGUGCAGAACGCUGGCAAGAACAAGGGUGAAGGUGUAACACAGAUAAGUCUUGCAUUGAGUAGUGCUGCAGCAUACCCCAAAGCAUGUCAAGCAUUACUCUCAAUGAUCAGCAGAGAAGCUCUCAAUACAGCAGACAUUACUGUGCUGUAUAAGUUCUACAGUGCCCCGGACCCACCCCCGGUGGAGUUGAUUAGAAUCCCCCAGCUACUGGAUCUAUUCCUUCGGACAUUGUUCAAACCAGGAGCUGUGGUCAACUCAGAGCACAGACACAAAUACACAUACCUCUUGGCGUACUCCGCUAGUGUCCAUGAGAUAUACAAAAAGGAAAAGCGGAGUUCGUUGAAUAAGGACGAGUUAAAGUCGACUUCCCAAGCGAUUGAGAAGGCCCACAGUAUCUGCAGUAAUGACCAGAAGGUGGGAUCCGAACUGACUGCUGAACUUACUGCAUUCUACCAAUGUGUCAGGUAUCCAGUGGUUGCUCUUGGUGUUCUAUACUGGGUAGACAAGACGGUCACAGAUCCUGCGUAUUUCCAGCGCAUCACAGAUCACACACCCCUGCACCUCAUUGUGCUGGAUGAGGUAGUGAACUGCCACCCACUCAUCCAUGGUAAGGUCUUGGAUCUAUUGAAGCGAUUAUUUGAAGACCCCUACCCACAGCUUGAUGUACUCGUUCAGAUGGAGUUGAAAAAGACUAUUUUAGAUCGGAUGGUUCAUUUACUCAGUAAAGGCUUUGUGGUUCCUGUCGUCCAGUACAUUGCCAAAUGUGUCGACCAACUAGAUACAGAUAUGUCUCUCAUCCGCCAUUUUGUAACGGAGGUUUUGGACAUGAUUGCACCACCCUACACAUCAGAGUUUGUUCAUCUGUUUUCACCCAUCAUAGAGAACCAGGACAUCACAGGGACGUUGAGGAACGAAGAGGGCAAAGAUCCAGUCUCUAAUUUCAUUGUUCACUGCAAGACAAACUUCAUUACGAUGACUUGAUGUGGACACAAGAGGGCAGCAGACAGUCAGAGCGGUGGUUGAUUCUGAUUCAGUUGUUGAUGACAUCAGGAGCAGAAGAAAUGCUGGGAUUGAUCGCUGUCCUGUCUCUGCUGUACACGCCCUCUACGUCAACUUUGGACCAAGUGAACAACGCCCUCUAUGUGAACUUUAGACCAACUGAACUAGUUCCCAAUGGGUUAGACUGGGCCCCUGUCUGUAUCCGCAAGGUUAAAGACAGGUCCCUGCCGCUAGAUCCAUUGAUUCCAUUGGAUACAAUGAUAUGAUAAACGUGCAGUGACUUAGUGCCCAAAUAGUCACUGUUGUCAAGUUGGCAAUAAAUUUGACUGCGUAUCUCUAUGUGAAAUAAAUGAGGUCAAUGGUUAAACCACACACCAGUUUUUGAUGCUGGUAAUGAUAUACAGGACUGAGCAUACGGAAUGCUGAAUUUUAACAUGCGGCCGAAUCGGCUGCACACAUAAACCCUCCUACUGCCUGACCUUUUAAUAUCAUCCAUGUUGAUUUUGUGUGAUCGAUAAACUAUGUCAAUCUUUAAAAUAAGGUCUUGUCAGAAUGUUCUGUGUGUACCGUUGUGCCAUCACACACAACCCAUAAAGUUGAAUGGAUUCAAAAAGUUUGUCAACUUUCCUUUCCAAAGUUUCAAAAACAUGGUAUACGGAUUUGAAUAUAACAUGUCCUAUCUGAGCCUCUUUUUACACUUUCGUCCUAUGGGCAAAACAGCUUAUCUCUGUACUUACUUUUUGCAAAAUGUAUUUUUUUGAGUAAGUGGCGUGUCAUGGCCGAGCGGUUAAGAGCACCGGAUUCAAGCUCUGGUGUUUGAUCAGCAGAGUGUGGGCAGAGUGUGGGUUUGAAUCCCGGUCGUGACACUUGAUAGUUAAAGUGUGGGAGGUAGUGCUCUCUGCUCUAUCGGCCAGGCUUUGGACUGAUGAUACCCAAGCCUACAUUCAUAUGGACUGUAAAAGGGGUAACCUCGUUCAGCCCCAGGAGCAG